AUGGCUACUCACCGCGAGGCCUCGUUUCUCUCUACGGGCAAGUUUGUCGAUCCGACCCCUGCUUCCCCCGAGACCGCCCAUCCUGAAGUCGGCGCGACCUCUGCGCCUCUUAAGUCAGCUGCGUUCUUUAUCGGGUCUUACUGCAAGGAUUACAAUGAGGAUUUCAUGCUCUGCAAAGAUGAGAACAACGAUCCCGCCCGCUGUUUGAAGGAAGGACGCAAGGUUACACGUUGCGCCAUGGACCUGAUUGUCAAGCUCAGGGAGAAUUGCGAAAAGGAAUGGGAAGCCCACUAUAAGUGCUUGGAGAAGCACAACCAGGAAUACUACGCCUGCCGUAAGCCCGAGAGGACCUUCAAUGAGUGCGUGUUUUCCAAACUGAAACUCGAGAAGGUUAUCCCUGGAGCAGCUGACACUCCUAUUCAUCUUCGCGAGAACACCAUUUAUAACUAG
Molecule: messenger RNA, 450 nt
Organism: Gamsiella multidivaricata
Lineage: Eukaryota; Fungi; Mortierellomycota; Mortierellomycetes; Mortierellales; Mortierellaceae
Product: putative NADH dehydrogenase 22K chain precursor
Exons: 3
Coding region: 1-450 (149 amino acids)
Biological process (GO): mitochondrial electron transport, NADH to ubiquinone
Source: RefSeq, a predicted model, not a curated record